Conger conger (European conger) is the source of this 3835-nucleotide messenger RNA. Its product is annotated as mitofusin-1-like. The transcript has 18 exons. The record is from RefSeq and is a predicted model, not a curated record. The coding region runs from base 162 to 2369 and encodes 735 amino acids. Gene Ontology annotation, molecular function: GTP binding; GTPase activity. NCBI's taxonomy places the organism in Eukaryota, Metazoa, Chordata, Actinopteri, Anguilliformes, Congridae. Gene Ontology annotation, biological process: mitochondrion localization; mitochondrial fusion. Gene Ontology annotation, cellular component: mitochondrial outer membrane.
CAUUGAGCGCGGCGGUCUGACACCAUGUCGGAUCCUGAAUCGUCUAAAGAACACCAUGCUACCAACUAGCUACGAUAUAAAAAUGUAGCUAACCGCACAUAGCCUUUGGUAUGAAAAUCCGCGUAUAUACUUAAACAAGGUAGUGCAUCAAGAAAGUUGUCAUGGAUCAAAGGGACUCCUCACCACUCAAACACUUUGUAUUGGCAAAGAAGAAGAUCAGCACAGUGUUUGAGCAGCUGCUGGAGUACGUCCAGGAAUGCUCUGAUUUUGUAGAAGAAACGUGCCAAAAUGAGGACCUGCAUUGCAUUGCUGAGAAGGAGCAGCAGGCUGAGAUACAGGCCUAUGCUGAGAAGCUGUCUGUGAUAAGAGAGGUGCUGGCCCGCAGACAUAUGAAGGUGGCCUUUUUUGGCAGGACGAGCAAUGGUAAGAGCACAGUGAUCAACGCCAUGUUGCGGGACCGGGUUCUGCCCAGCGGAAUCGGCCACACCACCAACUGCUUCCUGAGCGUGGAGGGCACUGACCAGGAUAAGGCCUACCUCAUGACCCAGGGCUCGGAGGAAGAGAAGAGCAUCAAGACAGUCAACCAGCUGGCUCACGCGCUGCAUAUGGACCAGAGCCUGGAUGCGGGCUGCCUCGUCAAGGUGUUCUGGCCCAAGAGCAAGUGUGCCCUGCUGAGGGAUGACCUGGUUCUCAUGGACAGCCCGGGGACCGAUGUCACAUCAGAGCUGGACAGUUGGAUUGACAAGUUCUGCCUGGACGCAGACGUCUUUGUGCUGGUAGCCAACUCGGAGUCCACUCUCAUGAAUACGGAGAAACAUUUUUUCCACAAAGUGAGCGAGCGUCUUUCGAAGCCAAACAUUUUCAUCCUAAACAACCGGUGGGACGCGUCUGCCUUGGAACCGGAGUACAUGGAGGAUGUUCGGAGACAGCACACAGACCGCUGUGUUGGCUUCCUUGUAGAGGAGCUGAAGGUGGUCGACAGGGACAAGGCACUUGAUCGCAUUUUUUUUGUCUCUGCCAAAGAGGUGCUGAACUCCAGAAUGCAGCGUGCUCAGGGCAUGCCUGAGGGGGGUGGUGCUUUAGCUGAAGGGUUCCUGGACCGAUUGCAGGAGUUCCAGAGGUUUGAGAGAACCUUUGAGGAGUGUAUCUCGCAGUCAGCAGUGAAAACAAAGUUUGAGCAGCACACAGUCAGGGCUAAGCAGAUCAUUGAGACUGUCCAAACCAUCAUGGACUCCAUCAAUAUCGCUUCGGCUGAAAAGAGGGUCCUUUCACUGGAGGAGAGGGACUCCCAUGUGGACCGUCUGGACUUUAUCCGCAACCAGCUGAACCUCAUGACUGAGGAUGUUAAGAGAAAGAUAAAGACCAUCACUGAAGAAGUCGCAUCCAAGGUGUCCGUGUCCAUGUCCGAGGAGAUCAGCCGUGUCUCUACGCUAAUCGAUGAGUUUCACUCCGAUUUCCAUCCUUCCCCUUACAUGCUGAAACUUUACAAGACUGAGCUGCUCACGCACGUAGAAGAGGGAUUGGGGAAGAACCUGGCUUUCCAGUGCUCCAGUACAGUCGACACUAUUGUACAGUCAUCUCAGAAAGAUAUGAUAGACAGAAUUCGGCCUUUGCUGCCCUCUAGUGUCCAGAGCCAGCUCUACAUGCACGUUCCGUGCAGGAAGUUUGAUCUCAGCUAUGACCUUAACUGUGCAACGCUCUGCUCUGGCUUCCAAGAGAACAUUGAAUUCCAGUUCACCCUGGGCUGGACUGCCCUUGUCAACCGCUUCCUGGGUCCCGCCAAUGCAAAGCGGGCUCUCAAGAUAGUGGACCAGAACUUUCAGAUUCCUCGGCCCCUGGUCAGUGCUACAUCGACCUCUGCUGGGCCCCUGGCUCAGGAGGCCACAGCAUCUCCCGAGCAGCUCAUGAUGUCCGUGGCCUCGGUGACAUCACAAGCCUCCAUGGGCGUGCUCAUCACUGGGGGUGUGAUGUGGCGCUCAAUGGGGUGGAGGAUGAUUGCGCUGUUCUUCGGGCUGUACGGGUUACUCUACCUUUACGAGAGGAUGAUGUGGACCACCAAAGCUAAGGAGAGGACCUUAAAGCGGCAGUUUGUGGAUUAUUCCAGCGAGAAGCUGCGAAUGAUCGUCAGCCUAACCAGCAGCAACUGCAGCCAGCAAGUCCAGCAGGAGAUGGCCACCACCUUUGCACGGCUGUGCCGCCAGGUUGACCUGAGCCAGAAGGAGCUGGGAGGAGAGAUCGACAGGCUGACCACCAGGAUCCAGCAGCUGGAGACCGUGCAGAGUCGCUCCAAGACUCUCAGACACAAAGCAACCAAUCUGGAGUCUGAGCUGGACAGCUUCACAGCCGAGUACCUGCAGCCUCAUCAGUGAGCUUAGGGGAAUCCACUGUUAGGUGCUCAGUGCCAGACAAUCUUUUGGUCUGGACUCUUUCCUGUUACUGCCUUGGUAAAACUGAGUUUCAAUGGUUACUGCGGUUUUCCUCUGGGUUACCUCCAAUACUAGACUUUUGUGCCCUCCGACAGAUGGGAUGAUAUAAGUUGUAACUUACCCAGGAAAAAAUAGACUCGUAAAAUAGUAAAUCCUUUUAACCCUACCCAAUCCUAAGUAUUAUGGACAAGCAAGCCUUACAUAAAUGACACGACUAAUAAAUUACAUUGCACUCACUUAUUAAUAAUACCUAGGUAAAGUGCAUAGAUACUGCUUUAUAAUAACAUAGACAUGUUAGCAUUAAAGUGAUCUAAUAUAAUUAAAAAUAAAACUAAUUACAAAAAGUAUUAAGUGUGAUUCACACAUUUAUUGAAAUGAUCACUAUUGGCAGAUGCUACUGUAAGGAUGCCAGUUGGAGAGAUAAACUGGUGGCAAUAUGGCUUAGAUACAGAGGAAGAAUUCUGUAAGGAUGCUGGGAAUGAAGUAAACUGUUGGCGAUGUAUGUGGGAGCAACUAAAUAUGUCACAGGUUGCAUGGGUUAAGGUUGGCUUGGGUGAUUUAUUUCAUGGUCAAGUACAAGUGUUCCCCCAUAAUAAGUACAAUUAUUUAUUCUGUUCAGUUCUGUUAGCAUGAUGAGUAGCUACUUCACUGUUCACUGUCCAGCUAAUGGAAUGGACAGGAGUACAUAGUAAACUAAAUGGCAAGUGAAAGCCUUAUCCAACUGGAAGGACUGUACAAUGAAAUGGAUGGUUUGAGCAUUGAUAUAAUAAGAAGCUGACAGACAGUAGUAUAUUUAAAUUAAAUGCUUUUACGACUGUAUGCGUUACAGUAGAGAAAUCAAACUGUGCUAAGUCCCUGAUUGGCUGAAGAAUUCACACACCUUGCUUCCAAGGCCUCAGUUGGCUGCUGAUUGAAAGGAAACCACAAAAACCUGGACUGGACUUUGAGAUCCUUGCUUUACAGUAUCUGUCGAUGAACAAUGAAAUGUUUUUCCCAAGUGAACAAUUUUACUGUGAGCAGUGAAUAUUAUUGUAAAUUAGGUGGUCAGAUCAGUUUAAGAUCUCUGUCAGUAUUUUGAUUGUUACCUCUGAAAUGAGGCAUUUUGAGAACACAUUUUUGAAUUUGCAAAUAAUAACCAAGUUAUGAUUUUGUGGGCAAGGCGGGCUAGUUGCAACAUUGGAUAACAAAUUAUUGUGGAUACUUUUUUGUACCCAUUUUAUACUUUUCAUCUGUUUGAGUUUCUACAAAUCUGACCUGCAAUUCCACUUCGCACUUGUAUUUUACCAGGUAGAGUUUACAUUUUAUGUAUUUGUGUUUGUGUCAUUUGUUGAUAUGUCUGCAAGGCAAAAUCACUCCUAUUACUGUGAAUUAUUUAUUUUCUGGACAGAUUCAAUAAAUAAAUAAGAUUA